Amoebophrya sp. A25 is the source of this 2537-nucleotide messenger RNA. The record is from the annotation of a GenBank genome assembly. Lineage: Eukaryota; Dinophyceae; Syndiniales; Amoebophryaceae.
AGGACCAGGACCCCUUUGUGGAAGACCCACCACAAGAAAAUUUAUCACUACCCCACUUCUGGUGGUGCACGAUCGCGGGCCUUUUGUCCCCGGUCUUUUUUGAAAAGAAAAUUGGAAUUAUUCAAAUCAUCAGCACUUUCCACCACACUGUCACACUUCCCGAAACAGAACUAUAGUUCACCCUGACUGUCUUGUUUUGACUGUCCCUGCUUCGAUUUCCUACGUCAGAGCACUGCACAAGUUUGAUUUUCUUCCUCCUCCAUACAACAAAGAUUCUCGACGUACUUGGUUCCAUUUUUGACCUCUUUAUGGGUUGAAGUUUGUUGAAGUAGUGAAUAACCUAAAGACACGUGACAAAAACAAUGGCGAAGAAAAGCACAUCGUGCACCUCAUCCGCCGCUUCGGCGUGCUCUUCCCCUUGCAAGAUGUUGGAAUGCGUACCGAUGUGUGGAGGUAUUCUUGCGGCCUAGUAAGCGUAAGCUUCCUGUUCCUCCAGUGCCACUCUAGUAAAUCUCAAUCUUUUCGUCUUAGUAGUACGCUUCUGAUGUGUGCAACAAGUGGUGCGUCAUUACUUUUCGAAGCAAGAAUCGUCCAGUUUGAUCACAUGCUCUUUUAAUGAUAUUCUUGGGCCUGAGAAUUGACAUUGAGCAUUAUGAUUAUACAUUAAAUUCUCUUGUUACUAACUUCGGCACAGGUUCUGUGUGGCUUGCGGGAAACCUCUUGUUCGCAAUGGAAUUUUUGGGCGUCUCACCAGUCAUUCUCCUGAUUUCAUAUGGACCGAUGAUCCUGCUCGCAUUGGGACUCUGCGCGAAGAUGACAGGACGUACUAUAUUGGGAUCCUACAACAUUUGAUGAAUUUUUUCAUCGUGAUGUAGUUUCGUCCCACAUUCUUCAAAAAUCUUCUACUUUUGAUAUUCACGCAAAAAAGAUGCUUUGAUUCAGUGACGAAAUGAAGAAAUGUCACUCCCCUUGUCCCUUACUCACAUCAACCACUACAACCAGGCAUCAAGUCAGAAACGGGAGAUGUGUCACUGGAGAUGCUCUAUUCUCGUGAGGACUUCUCUGAGAAAAGUACUGCUGUCUAUGAUGCUGCAUCAGGAGUGAUGGAGACCGUUUCUCCUCUGUUGACCUGGAAAGAGCCUACGACCUCUUUUGCUGUCGCUAUGGCAAGGUAAGAAAAAAAUCAUUUGCAAACUCUCUUCACGCGCGAAUCAGAUAAUAAUUGUGGACUCUUUUUUUAUCUACCACGAUCAUUGCACGCUUUUUUUUGCUCUGCAACCUUACUCAACAUUUACCACGCAUUAACAGCUAUGUUUUCGGAUGGGUUGCCUGCUUGAUCGGAAUCUGGGGGCUGGUUUUCUUGGCCUUUAAUGUGUGCGCUGUUUUCGCCUUCUUCGGAGAUGAGAUUUGCGUUGCUGCGGCUCCGCAUGUGGCCAGAGCGAAGAAGGAACUCACAGCUCUUUCUGCCAAGGUUCCCCGCUACGCUCCCGAAAAAAAAGCUCUGUAAGUAAGUAAGUAGUAGUUGAACAACUAGACGAAGGUCUUGAUCGUCCUAUAAUUUAACACGCAAUCAUAAUUUUUUGUGUGCAACGAAUAGAUGUUGAUGACAUAGCUAGUAGAACGAGUAGAAGUUAUCUUAUUUUCUUUUCCAAGAACAUGCACACACAACUUCUGGCAACAGAAGCGUACUCGAAGCUGCACAUAAUCCUGUGCUGUGACUUUUUUUGACAUGAUUUUCCAUCAACUUCUAUACACAGAGAAUACACUACAACAACGGAUAAUGAAGCUCCAGAAGGACGAACUAAAGCACCAGCACUCUACAAGGGUGUAUGGGGUCAACGGGAAAUUAUAUAAUGAUUCGAAGCUCAGAAUUUCGUUACCUCGCCCUAGUUUGCUCUAGUACUAUCAUACUUUACAAUGGAAGGCGGAUUAAAAUGAUUAUACAUGAUCACGGAGCAAAAUGGCUUCUUGUAGACCGCUUUUGGACGGGAAAAAUAAUGACAAUUUACAUUGUUGGCUUCACACACACACGCAAGAUGAAGGAACAAUAAAUUUACGCCUGAAUUUUAUGUAUCGAUAGUUGUAUACGUUGUCGUUGGUUUACGUUAUUGUUGUAUUUUUUUCUCUUCACCUUCGCAAUCCUGCGAAAAAGAACCAUGCGGUCGUGGACGAAGUUCUUGAUGUGUUCCACAUACUCAGCGGCCUCUAGAUGACCUUUUUUGCGCCAUGAAAUAAUUGCACCAGUACGAAUCCGAAUCUUGAUCUCGCACUUAGAGAUGUUUCAUCAUACUCUUCCUUUUCUUGUUGAGCAUCAUUGGUCCACACGAGCUUCUCCGAUAGAACCCUCCUUGAGCUGUUCCUGGCCUCAAAGUGUGAGAGUAACACGCUCCACUGGUACUAAGUAAGCAGUUUGGAUCCUCUUUGUUGCUGAAUGAGAGAAUUGCUAACGCAUCGAAAUGACGAUGAAUCAAACUGCAUCACUGAUGAAAGAAACCUGCUCAAGGUCAACGCGAACGACGAAGCUGCUUCUCUCUUCG